AUUUUAUUAAAAAUAGUAAGACUGUCAAUUUUUGAAGAUUUCCUGGAACCUGCUCUUUUUCUCUCUAUAUAUAUACUUUUUAAUCUAGCUUGCUUCCAAAAUAUAAUUAGUGCACAACAUGUAGAAAAAGGCCCCCAGUAAGCUAGAAUAUUUUCCAGGGUAAAAUGUAUUUAUGAAAAACCAUGUUUAUGAACAAAAUGCCCAAGGAGAGGGAUAAUGGGGUAGGCCUGGACAUCUCUUUUCUCAUGAAGCCACCUGACCCAGAGGUGGGAAAUCUUUGACACCUCUCCCCACCCCACCAGCUGUUGGAUUGCAGUGUCCCUAAGACUAGCCAUCAAGGAAAUUUAUUGAAUAUGGAAUUGCAGUUGAGAUAUCUGAAGUACAUAUUUGUCAAAUGAGAUAUGAGAACUUGAAAUGAUUCACUGAACACUAGGUUUAAGAACAUGGUAGAAUGAAGGCAUUCUCCCCUAAUCUAGAUUACAAAGAAUGCACUUCUAUGAGAUAUAGAGAUACUCAUGUUUAUAUGAUUUUAUUUGUGUUUAGGAGAUGGGACAUGGAGAACUAGUGGGUGCUUGACAAUGUUGAGCUAUAAUUCUGUCCACCUCAGUCAAUGCAGUGUGUGGGUUGAUAGGAAUAGACUGCAGGAGGCUUUCUAGUUCCCAACUAUUGCAUCAGACAAAUUGGGGGAGAAAAAGACAUACCAGUGGCUGUUACUCAUAAUAGCUAGAUUCUUCAGUAGAACGGAAGCAUGAUUGCCAGAUACUGAAACCAAGCCAAGAGAAAAGAUAUGUCCAAGCCUUCUGUCAAGUCACUGAAAGUUGCAGGAUACUAGACCAGGCAGCUGAACUACAACUCUCAUCAUUCUCAUCAAGAAUGGGAUAUCUUCAAAGCAUCAGUCAACUUCAGAGCUAAAUGGAGAUUUUCUCUACUCAAACCCCAACAUCCACUGUUUUACAUCUCAGUUGACUUUGCCUUUCUUAACUCAUUAAUUAUUCUUCCCUUCCACCUCCACUCAUACUUUUAUUAUGUAUUUAUGCUUGCAGUCAACUCCAGAUUCAGGCAGUCCUGGGCAGCCAGCUCCUUUUCCUUCUGCCUCACGACCACCACCACCAAUUCUACCCCCUCCAUUUAUGCCUCCUCCUGGGAUCCCACCACCAUUUCCACCCAUGGGAAUGCCCCCAAUGGGACCACGGCCACCUCCUAUGCCGCCUAUGCCCCCCGGCAUGAUGCCACCUCCCCCUAUGAUUCAACCUAUGCCUGGACCACCACCCCUGGGUCAGAUGCCCACGAUGGUGCCACCAAUGCUGUCUGGGAUGAUCAUGCCGGGGGUGCCAGCUGGGCCUAUUCCUGUUUCUGGAGGAGCAGCUCCUGUUACUGACCCAUCCAACACCACAGUGACUCAAGCAGCAUCUGUGAUCCCCAUGCAACAAAAUGUAAUUCUUGGUGGCUCUCCAGUGUUGGAUACAGGGCGAAAGAAGCCAGCAUGGAGUGAGCAUAAAGCCCCUGAUGGGCGGAUCUAUUAUUAUAAUGCUGAAACCAAACAAUCAAGUUGGGAAAAGCCAGAUGAACUUAAGUCUAAGGCGGAGUUGUGAUCCCCUCCGGAGAGAUGAAGAAGAUCGUGGCAGUGGCAGUGCCUGGAGCAACAAAGAGGAAGCGAAACAAGCUUUUAAGGAGCUGCUCAAAGACAAGGGUGUUCCAGCUGGUGCAUCCUGGGAACAGACCAUGAAGAUUAUUAGCAGUGACCCCCGUUUCAGUGCUUUGCCCAAGCUGAGCGAGAAGAAGCAGGCAUUCAAUGCCUACAAGGCUCAACGGGACAAAGAAGAAAAGGAAGAGGCCCGGCUGCGGGCAAAGGAGGCAAAGGAAGAACUGCAGCGCUUCUUGGAAGAACACAGCAAAAUGAAUUCUACCACCCGCUACAGGAAAGCUGAGCAAAUGUUUGGUGAGCUGGAAGUGUGGGCCAUGGUGCCUGAAAGGGAUCGCAAGGAGAUCUAUGAUGACGUUCUUUUUUUUCUGGCCAAGAAAGAGAAGGAGCAUGCCAAGCAGCUGCGCAAAAGGAACAUUCAAGCUCUGAAGAGUAUCCUGGACAGCAUGAGCCGUGUCAGCUUCCAGACCACUUGGUCUGAGGCCCAGCAGUACCUAAUGGACAACCCCAGCUUUGCCGAAGACGAAGACUUGCAAAACAUGGACAAGGAGGAUGCCUUAAUCUGCUUUGAGGAACACAUCCGGACUUUGGAGAGGGAGGAGGAGGAGGAACGUGAACGGGGCCGAUUACGGGAAAGGCGUCAGCAACGGAAGAACAGGGAAGCCUUCCAGCAUGGGCUACUUCCUGCUGCUCUUCUAUUCACAGGCUCCACCCCGCUUGACCUCUUCAAAUUCUAUGUUGAAGAUCUGAAGGCCCGGUUCCAUGAUGAAAAAAAGAUCAUCAAGGAUAUUCUCAAGGACCGGAGCUUCAGUGUGGAAAUAAAUACAACCUUUGAGGACUUUGCUCAUGUCAUCAGUUUUGACAAGCGUGCUGCCACGCUGGAUGCUGGCAACAUAAAGUUAACUUUCAACAGCAAAUUGAAAAAAGGAAAAGAAAGGAAGGAAAGGGAGAAAGGAAAGGAAAGGAAAAACGGCUCAGAGUCCGGUUCAGAUCAUCCCCACCGAGCAGCCAAGCGCAAGAAACGAAACCACUCGGAAUCUGCCGGCUCAGGGGCCUCGUCUUCCCCUGACUCAGAUCAAUUGAUAGGUAGCAUCUGCAUCACCCCAUCCCCCAGUAUUCGGCCACCUUCCCAGGAUGUCUCUGAGAUUCUGGCCUGCUGCCAUGGAAUCACUGCUGGGAGUGGGCUGAGGUCAUCCCAAGGAAAGGCUGGGACAACCCCGUCUCCCUGUCUGCACACAACUUCCUGUCUUCCUGCAGAGCACAGCCCCAGGCGUGCCAAGAGGCAGAAGAAGAAGAGCAAGAAGAAACGGCAUAAGUCGAACAGCCCUGAAAGCGAAGCUGAGCACAAGGAGCCAAGCCGGGCGGAAGAGUGGGAGCGAGGGAAGGCACCUCUGCGACCUGAGGGGAGGGGCCACUCCCCUCCCCGGGGCACUCGGAGGGAGCGGAGUGGUUGGGACACCUCAGAGAGCGAGGAGCUGAGCGAAGGGGAGCUGGAACGUCGGCGUCGGACUCUGCUGCAGCAACUGGGUGACCAGUAAUUGACCCCCUGCCUCUUUUGAGGCACCCCUCUACACCAUUGUAUGAGAAGCAUUCAGUCCUUGUUCCUGUGGCAACUCUGCCUUGUUUUAGCCUUGGUGGCAUCCAAGCCAAGCGUAUGCACUGCUCUUGCUGGGCCCCGCACGUUGGGUCACAGUCUUCUUCAUUACGUUCACCUGCUUCUAAGAGGGGAGCAGCUGCUCCUGCCCGUUGGCAGCAGUCAUCUCCAGCGACACCACCAGUCUACAUCAAACAUCAGGACAGGGAGGAAGUUCAGGUGUCCCUUGUGGAUCUGGAGGGCAUCACCAAAAUUGAAACCCGGCUCUUGGACCAUCCAGCAGAGGAAUGGGGGAAUUACAUCUGAGCACCAGAAUGAAUGAUGUCUGUCUCCAGUCAAGACUUCAGCUGGGCCACACUAGCUCAGACCCUCCUUUGGCCGAGAUGCAAAAUGGCGGCAGGAAACAGCUAAGAUACAGCAUGAGUCUUGUCUAAUCUUGAGACAGGAAUAGGCCACAUGAUCUUCUGGAAGGUUAUCACUGUGACUGGAUCCUUUUCCCUGGUUGCAGUAUCCCCUCGUGAGUUAAAGAUUUAAUGGAAUUUUUCAAACAAUAUUUAUAAUAAAUCUGGAUUGAAAAUACCAA
This is a messenger RNA of Thamnophis sirtalis, 3819 nucleotides long. The record is from RefSeq and is a predicted model, not a curated record. Lineage: Eukaryota; Metazoa; Chordata; Lepidosauria; Squamata; Natricidae.